GCGUGCUACUGCCUGCCAGUUCCGUGUCGGCCGCGAGUUUACCAGCCACGCACUGCCUGCACGCGCUAAAUCCGCCGACGGACUGCAAUGAUGUGACUAUUUCUGGUUUUCACAAACCCCCCUGUAAGACUCUAAUAGGAAGUCAGAAUUACGCGACGCGAAAGAAUUCAUAACGGGUCACUGUCUGAACAAAGAUGCUUUUAGAUUUGAGUUACAACUACCUCAAAACUAAGGCAAGAAUGAAAUCACUGUGGCAACCGCCUGUACAGUAGUACUGCAGACAGCUUGAGAUCUCCUGACCUCUGUGACCUUUUGAGUCGAGAUGGCAAACCAGCGAAAGCACCUGGUCCGAGAUUUCAACCGAUACAUCACCUGCUCGAUUUGCCGUGGAUACUUGAUCAAGCCCACUGCUGUCACAGAAUGCCUGCACACCUUUUGUAAGAGUUGUAUUGUUCAGCAUUUUGAGGAGAGCAAUGAGUGCCCGGAGUGUGGAAUACAGGUCCAUGAAACCAACCCUUUAGAGAUGCUGAGACUAGAUAAGACCUUAGAAGAGAUUAUCUUCAAGCUGGUGCCUGGACUAAGAGAGAAGGAGGAACAACAGGAAAGUGAAUUUUGGAGAAAAAAUAAGCUCAAAUCAAAUGGAGAAGAUGGUCCUAGGUCUAAGAAACCUCGACUGAGUGAUGAAGAGGAAGAUGAUGGAAAGGGUGGAGACUACCACAGAAGUGAUCCUCAGAUUGCCAUUUGUCUGGACUGUCUACGAAACAAUGGCCAGUCAGGAGAAAGCAUAGUAAAGGGUUUAAUGAAGAAAUUCAUCCGUUGCUCUACUCGUGUUACAGUGGGAACCAUUAAGAAGUUCCUCUGUGUAAAAUUGAAGUUGCCAAGCUCUUAUGAGCUUGAUGUUCUGUGUAAUGGUGAGAUCAUGGGCAAAGACCACACCCUGGAGUUCAUCUACCGCACUCGUUGGAGACUACAGGGAGAAAGUGUGAGUGCUUAUCCCAUGGUCCUUGAGUACCGUCCACGGAUCGACUUCGGUUAAAUGGCACUUUUAACAGCUUUCUGGAAAUUCCUCCAAUCUCCUGCAGACCGAUGUCAAGUAAUAGACAAAAAGCUAAUUAACUGAAUGAUUGUGCCUCUGUUAUAAGACAAUAAGAUGAAGCCCAACGGCUGACAGGACUGCUCUCUUCUUCCUCUGCACUGCUUCAGCCUUAUCCGUGUUUCCACCCUCCUCCUUGUUCCUGAUUGACAAUUGUGGCUCCGCCCACUGGCACAGAAUUAAGUCUGAUGAUUACGUCUCUCCAAAGCUUUCCCUGCAUGUUGUCUCUAUGACGACGCCUUAGCGUAGGGCAGCCUGUUGGGAUUAUGUGAUAGCAAUCUAGCACAGAAAGUAACCUCCCAAAUACAUCCCAAAAAAUGCACCCUGGCUAGGAAGGAGAGAAAAAUAAGGAAUUUUUAGGCUGAAGUUUAUACUUACUAGAAAAGGAUUUAAUUGAUUUUAAAUUGUUGUUUUAUUAGGCAUUUUAUCUGAGACUUUGCACUAGAGACGAAUCCAAAUGUCUCACUUUAUUGUUGCUAUUCUAUCUUUGUUUCAUUCUCUCUCUUCUUUUUCUACCUUGUUCUUACCACCCACAUUGUUCUUCAUACAUUCAGUAACACUUUUCAUGUCACCAUUAUCUCUCUUUCUCUCUCUUUCUUUCUCUAUUCCUCUCUCUGUCUCUCUCUCACACACACACACACACACACACACACACACACACACACACACACACACACACACACACACACACACACACACACACACACACACACACACACACAUGAACUCUGUCUUUCUCCAGCUUGUUUCAUCUUCCCUCACACACUAAUUUUUUUCCAAUGGUGUUUUGGCUCUGGUCUGAAGUAUUGAUGGAUCUCAUUCAGCUGGAAUUGAAUGAGAGGUCUAUAGAUGUCCCAAAAUAACUGCACUGAAAGGCACUCUGGGUAAGCAUUUCUCCCUCACACUAAUCUAAGGCCAAAUCUUACAUUACCCAAACUAGAUGUUUAUUUUAUUAGGAAUGGUAUUACAAUAACUGAUGCCAGAUAUGUUUAAACCAGUGGUUCACUGAGAAAUAUCAUUUUGUUAAAUGUUUUCUCAAUGAAAGCAAUGACUGAGGAGCACCAGCUGUACAGUAUCUUGCACAGAACAGCUUUUAAUCACAGUCUGGUAGCUGUAAACAUUCUGUUGUUUUCUGCUUAAUUAGAAAGUAUAUUUAAAUGCCAAUGCAAAGUUAUUCCUGUGAAAUCCUUAUCAGCUCACCAGACAUUUUGAAUUAUGAAUUAUGAAUGCAACACCCAGAAUGUCAAUAAUGUUACUUUUCCUGUGUAUUUUGAGUGGUUUUGCACUUAGGCAAUUGCAAAGUAAGGCUAUAGUUUUCAUGUGUCGAUGCAACCGUGUUUGGUGGAUCAGAAUUGCUGAGACUAAAACAUAUUUUCAUUGAUAAUACAAAGGGAAUAUAAAAUAAUUUGAUAUUUAAAAAUUUGAUAUAUAUUUGAAAUUAAACAAAUUUUGUAAAAUUGUACGUAUGUAAUUCAUGACACAGCUAUGCAGAGGAUGUGCCAGUGAUGUAAGUUAGGAAAAAAUGAUAUUUGAAGAGUUCAGAUGCAAAACUUUCUUAAAGGAUUAGUCAAUUUUCUUAAAAAAAAUUCAGAUAAUUUACUCACCACCAUGUCAUCCAAAAUGUUGAUCUUUGUUCACUCGGGAAGAAAUAGUUUUUUGAGGAAAACAUUCUAGGAUUUUUCUCAUUUUAAUGGACCCCAACACUUAACAGUUUUAAUGCAGAUUAAAAUUGCAGUUUCAAAGGACCCUAAACGAUCCCAAACAAGACAUAAGGGUCUUAUCUAGCUAAACGAUUGUCAUUUUUGGCAAGCAAAAUAAACAAUAAGCACUAUUAAACCACAAUUUCUCGUCUUCCUCCGGUCCGGUGACGCGCCAGUGCGAUCUCACGUAAUUGCGUAAUGACGUUGAAAGGUCACGUGUUACAUAUAUGAAACGCACAUUUGCAGACGAUUUUAAACAAUAAACAAAGAAAUUCAUUAGUAUCAUUGGACGUACAACAACCUCGGAAACGGUCCUCUUUCUCCAUACUUGUUAACACUGGAGCGUAGUUUCACAUACGUCAUCCGCGACCAGGCCCGGAGUGGGUAAUCGGGAGAAUUCCCGGUGGGCCGCUUCACUUUUGGGCUGGUCGAGUUUUUUUUUUUUACAUUUGUCACGUUAGUGAUUCUAUCUUGUCUUAAAUGACACUUCACACGUUUCGCAUUUACACUGCAGCGAAGUACCAUGUGAGGGAGUUUUCCCCUCCAAUAGAGUUGGUUCGGUCCAUAGCAUGUCUUUUCCAAAACUUUUCUCCGGUAGGCUGGGCCGGCCCUACCAAUAGGCGUCUGAGAGGAGGAGGUUGAAGAAAAAGCCACUGAAGGAGAAUGCUGCCAAAUGUGCCAAACUUACAGAUUUAUUUUCAAGAGCACAAACUAAAGUGGCAACAGGUAACUUAAAGAGAAAUAAGCCUAGUAAUGAUUAGCAUUAGCAACGUAAUUAUUCGGCUAAUACUGUUGUCAACCUAUUUACAAGCCAAAAAAAUUUUUGGUUAAAAUAUUAGCCUUUUGUGUAUACAUGCCGAUUCAUAGACUUUGCAAAUAUUAUGCAAGCAGCUUCUGAACAGUCCCUCGCUGAAAAUGAGGAGGCCAUGAGUAAACAAUAUGAAUUCAAGUUAUUUAACCCUCAGGUUGUGUUCAGAACCCUAUAACACCUUUUGUGUUCCCAGUAAAAAAUGACCAGCCUAAAAAAGUCAAAUUGUUUUCUUUUUUAAUUAGGACUUUUAUAUUUCUAUUUGCAUCUGAUUAAUCAUCGGCCUCAUAGCAUUAGCAAUGCUAAUAAUUGAUCAACCUUUCCUUGUGGAAUACACUCUAAAAAGGGCUGGGUUAUUUUUGACCCAUAAUGGGUAAAUAUUGGACAGAACACGCUGCUGGGUUAAAAUUGCCCAGUGCUGGGUUGUUUUAACCCAACUGUUGGGUUAUUAUAAUCCAUGGUUGCAUAACAACCCAACAUUGGGUAAUUUUUAACCCAGCAUGUGUUCUGUCCAGUAUUUACCCAUUAUGGGAAAAAAAAUAACCCAGAGUGUUUUAGAGUGUACAGGAAUAUUUUUGUAAACUUCUCAUCUUAAGUGAAAUAUUAUUUAACUUUUACCUUAUUUGUUGAACCAUGAUAUUAAUAAAAACUAUAGUAAGAACUGAACUGUUGCUUUAUUUAUUCAAUUUGAAAAAAAGUGCUUAUUUGGAAUAACACUAUAAGUGGGCCGGUCUUGGGCCUGAAACUCCCGGUCUGAAAAGUGGCCCCACUCCAGCCCUGUCCGCGACCUCUUGACGUGGUGAUGUAUUACGUGAGGUCGCGCUGGUGCGUCAUAGGACCGGAGGAAGACGAGAAGUUGUGGUUUAAAAGUGCAUAUUUAUUUUUCUUGCCAAAAAUGACAAUCGUUUUGCUAGAUAAGACCCUUAUGCCUCGUUUGGGAUCGUUUAGAGUCCUUUGACACUUCAAUUUUAAACUGCAUUAAAACUGUUAAGUGUUGGGGUCCAUUAAAAGAGAAAAAUCCUGGAAUGUUUUCCUCCGAAACAUAAUUUCUUCUCAACUGAACAAAGAAAGACAUCAACAUUUUGGAUGACAUGGUGGUGAGUAAAUUAUCUGUUUUUUUGUUUGUUUUUUUGUUUUUGAAAAUUGACUAAUCCUUUAAGUGCAUCUGCAUUUUAUCUAAUGAGCAUUUUUUAUCAAGCACUUAUGUUCAUUUUAAAUGGCAAUAAAAGUUAUUUAUCAGUAAUUUAAAUGCCUUAUUUUCACAAAUGUCACUUUAGUCUUUUUAUUGGUAUUUUACAUACUGUAUUAGACUAGUCUUUCGCUGCAAAAACAUCACUUCUUUGGACAAGACUAAAGAUGCAACUAGAAACACUGAUAAAAAUCUGAAUUCAUAAUGUUAAAAUUAAGAAAUUAUAACAAAAGUUUUUCAUUGACAUUUAAUAUGUGCUGAGAGCAGUUAAUAUUUUUCUCAUUUUUGAGGAAGGUGACAUUUAGCAGCUUUUGCAUCUGAGCUCUUCAUUGAACUGAAUAUAUUAAGCCCUGGUCAUGUUAUAAGAAGCACUUGUAAAGUAAUCAAUACAUUGUUUUAAGUAUUUAGUACUGGGUGUUCAUGACUUAAAGUUCUGAUAGUUUUUUAAUGGAUAGGAGGUAUUAGGCCAACUGUUGUAAGUUUGUUUACAUGAAAAAGUUAAUUGUUAAUAAUAUGUGCAGUAGCCAUUGAUAGGAAUAUUACAUUUAACUUAGAAAUAAUAACACCAAAUUGAAAGAGUUGCCAAACAGUUUUAUUAACUUUUUAAAAGGUUUUUUAAGAAUUGAUGUUAAUGACAUUGAGUGUUGAGAUUAUAUUCCACAAAAAUCAUAUUUGAUGUUACUCAAUUUAGUAGAUUUACCGGUUCAUUUGCUUUGGGUCAUCUCAGGGGGUAAUAACUGGUGAAAUCAGGGUUUGUUCAAUGUUCUCUGGAGUGAAGGCUGUCAUUAACAAUACGCUUUAUAAAUCACAAGUCAAUGUAGUGCAGUAGGUGUCGAUAUAGCAAUCAAACAGUGAGUUUAAAAUGAAUUUCUUCAAUGUAUUCAAUAGUGGAAAUAUAAGACGUUUCUACUAUCUCGUUCAAUCCAACACUUAAUGUCUGAUCAGGAUCUGUUUUACCAACAUAAUCUAUUGUGAUAGGUCUUAAAAAUCUUGCACUCUGUUCAAGCAGUGGAAUUCCUCAUGUUGUUUAGGACAAAGGUCGCUGGCUGCUCUCCAAAAUCCAAAUUCCUCCCCACUAAAAAAACAUGCAAAUCAACUAUAAAGUGUCUUUGAGCUCUGAUUAUAAAUACAAUGUAUUUUUGUAUGUUGAAGCACUUGUGUAUAUUUGAACCUAUAAUUAUCAAAUUUUAUGUCAAUGCUUGUUUUUUCCUAAUAGAUGAUGCUGCUUGGGCUAAUUUAUUUGUUUUUAUACUUCCCGUCGGCCUGCUACAUGUUCCCCUUGUAAAUUGUCUCAUUGUACAUGAAAAAGCUUCCUAAUGCUGUUCAUGGCCUAUAUGAUUAUUAUUUAAUUAAUGAACAAUAAAUAUGAAAAAA
Messenger RNA from Paramisgurnus dabryanus, 6164 nucleotides. RefSeq names its product polycomb group ring finger 5a (gene pcgf5a). Lineage: Eukaryota; Metazoa; Chordata; Actinopteri; Cypriniformes; Cobitidae. The record is from RefSeq and is a predicted model, not a curated record.